Messenger RNA from Aegilops tauschii subsp. strangulata, 768 nucleotides. RefSeq names its product secreted RxLR effector protein 161-like. NCBI's taxonomy places the organism in Eukaryota, Viridiplantae, Streptophyta, Magnoliopsida, Poales, Poaceae. The record is from RefSeq and is a predicted model, not a curated record.
AUGGAGAAUGAAAAGAAAGGUGUUCUCCCAAUGUCACAUGACACAACACUCAGCAAGAAUCAAUAUCUGAAGACAGCUGAUGAGCGAGUGCAGAUGAGUGGAGUCCCAUAUGCCUCGGCAAUUGGAUCCAUCAUGUAUGCUAUGAUAUGUACUAGACCAGAUGUUUCUUAUGCCCUAAGUGUUAUUAGCAGGUACCAAAGUGAUCCUGGAUUGGCUCACUGGGCAGCUGUUAAAAAUAUUCUUAAGUACCUCAGAAGGACAAAGGUCAUGCUCCUAGCCUAUGGAGGAGAUGAAGAACUCGUUGUAAAUGGUUACACCGAUGCAAGCUUCAUGAUUGAUAUAGAUGACUAUAAAUCUCAAUCGGGUUAUGUUUUCACCCUUAAUGGUGGUGCAGUUGUUUCGAAAAGUUUCAAACAAAACACUAUUGCAGAUUCUACAACAGAAGCAGAAUACAUUGUGGCUUUAGAAGCUUCGAUGGAGGCAGUCUGGAUCAAGAAGUUUCUAGAAGAAGUUUGUGUGGUCCCAAGUGCGAUGAACCCAAUGGCACUCUAUUGUGAUAAUAGUGGUGCCAUUGCUCAAGCAAGGGAACCAAGAUCCCACAUGAAGACCAGCAAGUAUCACAUUAUUCGACAGCAUGUCGAGAAGGGUUUUGUGAAGGUUCUCAAGGUUCACACAGAUUUUAAUGUGUCAGACCUGAUGACAAAGGCUCUACCACGAGCAAAGCAUGAGCAACAUCGGGUAGCCAUAGGUGUUAAGGAGACUAUGUAA